Sceloporus undulatus (fence lizard) is the source of this 2648-nucleotide messenger RNA. RefSeq names its product URI1 prefoldin like chaperone (gene URI1). The record is from RefSeq and is a predicted model, not a curated record. The transcript has 11 exons. Gene Ontology annotation, molecular function: chromatin binding; transcription corepressor activity; phosphatase inhibitor activity. Lineage: Eukaryota; Metazoa; Chordata; Lepidosauria; Squamata; Phrynosomatidae. Bases 468 to 1997 code for a protein of 509 amino acids. Gene Ontology annotation, biological process: negative regulation of transcription by RNA polymerase II; negative regulation of phosphatase activity.
CUCCUUCCCAGAGUUCCGAGGAAGGGAGGAAGGGGGCCAGGCUAACGGAAAGCCUGGGCUGCCAUCGCCGUCGUAGUCUGUGGCUGCCAGAGGAGGAGGAGGAGGAGGAGAAGAGGAGGCUGAGGCCCAGCAUGCGAGUGUGAGAUGCCUCCCUCAGCGGCGGAGGAUCCUUCCUGGGACCGGGAGGCUUCAUCAUCCUCAUCCUCAUCUUCUCCGACUUGGGCUCCCUUCGCUCAGUGGAUGCGGCUCCGGAGCCCACGCUUCGCCCUCCACAAACAUUUCUAUAGGACUCAGGCGCCUUGCUGAGGAGGAGAAACCACAGCACCCCUCCCUUUGCUUUUUGUGGGAAGAAUAUCGCUCCCUUCCUUUAAUUUCUUUCCCAAUUAAACCUCUCUCUUUGCCCCCCAAAACUCUAAAAGCCAAAGGCGGCCCCUCCAUUUUGUGAAGGAGAAAAGAAGGGAGGCGCCAUGGAGGAGGCAGCCUCCUCCUUAUCCUCCUCCUCCUCUUCCUCCGGCCGAGCCGCCCACUUGGGCCGCCUGAGGGACGAGCAAAACAAGGUGGUCACUAACUGCCAAGAAGAAAUUCAUCACUGGAAGAAGGUGGAGGGUGACUAUGAAGCUCUUCAGGAACGGCUUAGCACAUUGCCAGAUAAACUUUCUUAUGAUAUUAUGGUACCUUUUGGUCCCCAUGCUUUCAUGCCGGGAAGACUGGUUCACUCAAAUGAAAUCACAGUACUUCUUGGGGACAACUGGUUUGCAAAAUGUUCAGCAAAGCAGGCUAGUGAUCUAGUUGAACACAGGAAAAAACAUGUAAGGAAAAAACUGGAUGAUUUGCAAAAAGUCAUGAAGAAUUAUGAGUCUAGAGUUGAAUUCACAGAAGAUUUACAGAAGAUGAGCGAUGCAGCAGGAGACUUUGUUGAUAUAAAAGAAGUGAUUGAAAGUAAUGGCACUGAAACAAAAGGAAAACACAGAACUGCUCACAAACCUCAUUCAAAACCAAAAACCCUUGCUUUUGUGGAAAAACUUCAAGAAAAUGGAACUGAUGAAAAAUCCACUGGGAACCUGAAAUCAGAGGAAGAGUUUUGGGCCAGGCUUGAUGAACUGGAGAGGCAAGAAGAGAUCCUUGGUGAACUUGAAAGGAUUUCUGAUACUGUUCAGGCAAAUGGAGAAGACGCUUCCUCCUCUGAAGAAGAGAAAGAAGACAGUAAGACAAAUGUGAAUAUGGUUCAUGAGGAAAAUGAAUCUAAUACUCAGGGCAAUUUUCAGAAAGAAGUAGCCAACUCUGAAUUGUUCAGAGAUCAGGUUAAUGGCCCAGUACAUUGUUGCAGUGACGAGGAGGAGGAUUUAGCCAUUGCUGAGAAUGCUAUACCAACAAUAUAUUUCUCCCAUACUGUGGAACCUAAAAGGGUACGAAUAAACACAGGAAAAAAUACAACUUUAAAAUUCAGUGAAAAGAAAGAAGAGGCAAAACGGAAACGGAGGAACAGCAAUGGUAAUGGACACUCAUCUACAGAACUACCCAGCAUCAAAACACCAGCAGACGUUUACCGAGUCUUUGUUGAUGUUGUGAAUGGAGAGUAUGUCCCUCGUAAAUCAAUUUUGAAGUCUCGAAGCCGGGAGAAUAGUGUUUGCAGUGAUACCAGUGAGAGCAGCACUGCUGAGUUUGAUGACAGACGAGGAAUUCUGAGGAGUGUAAGCUAUGAUGAAGCUACCUACAGUGAUAACAGUGAAGGGAUCUUGGAAGAGGAGGAAGAGGGAGAGCAGGAACAACUACCCAAAAAAUCAUCACUCUCGUCAGGAAUCUAUGAGGCUUUCUCGGGAACUGUUGUUGAGAAGGAGCCUUUGUCUCUGGUUUCAGUGCCGCACCCCAUAAUUGCUCAUCCCGUCUUACCUACCAUUCCUGAACGAAAAUUUGAGGAAGUAUUCUCAGAAGCAUCAGAAGAAUCUACAAAGAGAGUUUCAAAAUUCAAAGCUGCCAGGAUGCAACAGAAAACCUAGGUCCCACUAACACGACAGACGUUUUGGCUUUUCAUGCCCAUUGGCACAAUCUGUAAGAUGGGAUACAUCUAGCUAACAAAAUGGCAGACUGUUAAUUUGAUAUUGUUUGUGUUUAGACCUCUCGUUGAUGGUAUUUCUUUUUCUAAUAUAUGAGGAAACACUUCAAAAUUCUCCAUAUUUUCUUAAAAUCUCUGUAUGCAGUCAGCACCUUUGUACAUGUUUGCCUUACAAUAAUAGCACUUGGAAUAAUUUUCAAAAGAAUAAUCUUCAUAAGGAUUUUUUUGUGUUUAUGUUUAAAUCUAAAUAGAGGCAGUUUUGUACCAGAUGUGAUGUUCCACACGCCAUAUGGGUCGUUUGAAAGAAACUUCCCAACUUUCAAAUAGAGCCAACAAUUAUAUUUCAUGACUUGCUUUAGCAUUUUAAGAUUAACUCGUAUUCCCCCCAUUGUUUUGUAGGAUUUGCUUUUAGGUGUCUGUGCUGACGAAUCAUCUCUUUCCUAUUUGAAAAAAAAAACCCCUCUGAUAACUUCAUUGUAUAGCAUUUAUGAAACAGAACGCUGUGUUCACAUACUUUGCAGGGACGUUUCUUGAUGGAAGAAAAUGGUAUUUUGUAAAAUUAAACUUUUCAAUUAAAGAAAAUUAAAAUCCAGAA